Molecule: messenger RNA, 978 nt
Organism: Rhipicephalus microplus (southern cattle tick)
Lineage: Eukaryota; Metazoa; Arthropoda; Arachnida; Ixodida; Ixodidae
Source: RefSeq, a predicted model, not a curated record
UUUGCUGUCGUCGACUUUGCGAUAAAAGCGAGCGCAAUGCUCUGAAUUCGGUCACUCUCGGUCGGAGAUCAUCUGUUUCUAGAGGACCGCACACUGAAGAAAGCCGCACAAUGAAAGCUUUCAUUGUUGUUUGCCUUCUUUUAACUGCCGCACUGACGAGUGCCACAAGAACUCGUCGUCUUGGAAGUGACGUGGGUGCAAAUGGCGGAAUAAGCAGUAGGCUGUAUGCCGGCGUCGAUAGAGUUGGUCCAUUAGGAUACCCGGGAGGGACCCUUUCGAUUGGAGGGCACCUAGGAGCACGCCUCGGUGGCCAUGCCGGUCUAGGACUGAGCGACUACGGCUAUGGUUACCCACCAUCUGGCUAUCCAUAUGGCGGAUACGGUGGAUAUGGCGGGUAUGGUGGAUAUGGCGGAUAUGGCGGAUAUGGCGGAUAUGGUGGAUAUGGCGGAUAUGGAGGAUACGGCGGAUAUGGAGGAUACGGAGGAUACGAUGGGAGAUAUGGCUCUGGUUACCCCGGCUAUAGCUACUACGGUGUAUACGGCCAACCCAGUGGCUACCCAACCCAUCCCCAAGGCUCCGGUGCAAGCUACGGUGGUAGGUCCGGUUACACCAGUGCCAGUUCUACAAGUGGUGGCGCAUCUGCGUAGGAAUUAUAUUUCGGCUGUCUACUCAACCCAAGUCUGAGAAAAGUGCCCCUACUUUCCAGCCAUUUUCGAAGGUGGCAACGGUUACCCAAAUGAGCAAGAUGAACACCAAUUUGUUCACAACCACAUCAGCUCUACAGAAAGCGAUGACACGAAGAAAACUGCGUUAGUUCAUUAAAACUAGGAAAGAAACCCCAUGAAGUUUUUUGGAUUGUUAAGCCUUCUACUGAUGUUUUGCACAGCAUGGACAUGCCUGCAUUGUAUGGGUAUAAAGUGGUAUUCCUAAAGGAAUGAAAAUAUAUUGAAUAAAGAUGUUCAGGGGUGCACCAAGAGA